Pelobates fuscus (common spadefoot toad) is the source of this 3870-nucleotide messenger RNA. It is a transcript of the gene DPP10, whose product is annotated as dipeptidyl peptidase like 10. Gene Ontology annotation, biological process: proteolysis; regulation of potassium ion transmembrane transport. The coding region runs from base 1045 to 3435 and encodes 796 amino acids. Gene Ontology annotation, molecular function: serine-type peptidase activity; potassium channel regulator activity. Gene Ontology annotation, cellular component: voltage-gated potassium channel complex; plasma membrane. NCBI's taxonomy places the organism in Eukaryota, Metazoa, Chordata, Amphibia, Anura, Pelobatidae. The transcript is spliced from 26 exons. The record is from RefSeq and is a predicted model, not a curated record.
GCUGGGGAUGACACUGGCUGCUCAGCAUCUCUGCUCAGGGCUCCCAGGGACCCAUCUCAAUGGCUUCCCAGUGCAGGAGCAGCAACCACUGACCACAGGCCCCCAGGACUGGAACUGAGACCCCCAGGACUGGAACUGAGACCCCCAGGACUGGAACUGACACCCCCAGGACUGGAACUGACACCCCCAGGACUGCAGCAGGCACCCCCAGGACUGGAACUGACACCCCAGGACUGGAACUGACCCCCCCAGGGCUGGAGCAGACACCCCCAGGACUGGAACUGACACCCCCAGGACUGCAGCAGGCACCCCCAGGACUGGAACUGACACCCCAGGACUGGAACUGACACCCCCAGGACUGGAACUGACACCCCCAGGACUGCAGCAGGCACCCCCAGGACUGGAACUGACACCCCAAGGACUGGAACUGAGACCCCCAGAACUGGAACUGACACCCCAAGGAAGGGCACAUACACCCCCCAGGACUGGAACUGACACCCCAAGGAAGGGCACAGACACCCCCCAGGACUGGAACUGACACCCCAGGCCUGGAACUGACACCCCAAGGAGGGGCACAGACACCCCCAGGACUGGAACUGACACCCCCAGGACUGGAACUGACACCCCAAGGAGGGGCAAAGACACCCCCAGAACUGGAACUGACACCCCAAGGAGGGGCACAGACACACCCCAGGCCUGGAACUGACACCCCCAAGGAGGGGCACAGACACCCCCCAGGACUGGAACUGACACCACAAGGAGGGGCACAGACACCCCCAGGACUGGAACUGACACCCCAAGGAGGGACACCGACACCCCUAGGCCUGGAACUGACACCCCCAAGGAGGGGCACAGACACCCCCCAGGACUGGAACUGACACCACAAGGAGGGGCACAGACACCCCCCAGGACUGGAACUGACACCCCAGGAGUGGCACAGACAAACAGCCCCAGGAGGUGCACAGAAAGCAGCUACCUGCCCCCAUCAGGUGGCAUGUUUGGGGCACUGAAUGUGACUGUCCUCGCCAUCCCCUGAUCUGCAGAAUGACAGCCAUAAAGGAACAACCAGCCAUGAGCAGGGCCAACCCCUCCCAGGAGCAGGAGCUGGGAAGCAGCACCCCUCCGCAGAGGAACUGGAAGGGAAUUGGCAUCGCUCUGCUGGUCAUCCUGGUGGUCUGUUCACUCAUCACAAUGUCUGUCAUUCUCCUUACCCCAGACGAAAUCCCAAACUCUUCUGGAAGUGUCCUCACCUUGGAAGAUCUCUUUAGAAAAAAGUUUUCUAUUUACGAUCCAGAACCCAAAUGGAUUCAAGAUCAUGAGGUUGUAUAUAAAGACAGGGAAGGCUAUGUCUUCAGAUUAAACGUGGAGACAAAAGAGGCCAAAACUCUUCUGGAAAAUGCAACUUUUGUAACGUUCAAAGCGUCUCGCUAUUCAGUGUCACCGGACCUCCGUUAUGUUCUACUGGCAUAUGAUGUGAAACAGGUUUUCCAUUGGUCUUUUACGGCUUCUUAUGUUAUCUAUGAUAUUCAGACUAGGGAAGUUUGGGAGUUAAACCCUCCAGAAGUGGAAGAUUCCGUUUUACAAUAUGCUGAAUGGGGCGCUACUGGGCAACAGCUAAUCUAUAUUUUUGAAAAUAACAUUUACUAUCAGAGAGAAGUGAAAGGCAGCUCCUUAAGGCUGACGUCCUCUGGGAAAGACGGCAUUAUUUACAAUGGGAUCGCAGACUGGCUGUAUGAGGAGGAGAUCCUGCACUCACACAUUGCGCACUGGUGGUCUCCAGACGGAGAGAGAUUGGCGUUCCUCAUGAUAAACGAUAGCCUGGUCCCGAAUAUGAUGAUUCCUCAGUUUACAGGAAGCUUGUAUCCCCGAGGAAGGCAGUUUCCAUAUCCCAAGGCAGGACAAACUAACCCUUCCGUGAGACUGCUGGUUACGAACCUGUACGGACCGACGCACACGCUGGAACUCAUGCCACCCGACAGCCUAAAAUCCAGAGAUUUUUAUAUCACCAUGGUGAAAUGGGUGAGUAACACCAAAACUGUGGUGCGAUGGUUAAACCGUGUGCAGAACAUUUCCAUUCUCACCGUCUGUGAAACCACCACCGGCGCCUGCAGCAAAAAAUAUGAGAUUAUCUCUGAUGUAUGGCUGUCUAAGCAGAAUGAGGAACCGGUGUUUUCCAAAGAUGGCAGCAAAUUCUUCCUCACGGUACCGGUGAAGCAAGGCGGUCGUGGGGAAUUCCAUCAUAUUGCUAUGUUCAGUGUGCAGGCUAAGACAGACAUUGUAAGUGUCCGACAUCUGACCUCAGGGAGCUGGGAAGUCAUCAAGAUUUUGGCUUAUGAUGAACCCUCACAGAAGCUGUAUUUCCUAAGCACAGAAGGGUCUCCACGAGGUCGGCAGCUAUACAGUGUUUCAAUCUUUGGUUUGUUGAAUCGCCAUUGUCUCUCCUGUGGUUUUGCCAUGGACCAGUGUUCCUACUUCAAUGCCAAGUUCAGCCCAUUUAAUCAUCACUUUCUCCUCCACUGCAAAGGUCCUGGCAUUCCGUCAGUCAGCGUACAUAGCACCAACAAUCCCUCAGAUUUUUUUACUAUAGAAAACAAUUACAUGUUGAAAGAAGCAAUUUCACAGAAAAAGAUUUUCAAGAGUGAAAUAAAGAUGAUUCAAAUUGAAGAUUAUGAACUCCCUCUGCGGCUUUCAUUCCCCAAGGAUUUUACGGAGAAGAACCAAUACCCUCUCCUGCUCAUCAUAGAUGAAGCCCCUGGCAGCCAACUGGUGACAGACAAGUUCCAUAUAGACUGGGACUCCGUGCUUAUUAAUUCAGAUAACGUUAUCAUUGCUCGAUUUGAUGGACGAGGCAGCGGAUUUCAAGGACUGAAAAUCUUACAGGAGGUCCAUCGUGGAAUUGGAUCUGUAGAAGUAAAGGAUCACAUAGCUGCUGUAGAAUGGUUAUUGAGAGAACCGUUUAUUGAUCCCAACAGAAUCAGCAUCUAUGGAAAGGGCUACGGAGGGUACAUCGCUUCAAUGAUUAUUAAAGCCAGUGAGAGGCUGUUUAAAUGUGGGGCCUUGUUUGCACCGAUCACAGAUAUGAAGCUGUAUGCAUCUGCAUUUUCUGAGCGUUACCUUGGGAUGCCAUCGAAAGAAGAGAACACAUAUCAGGCUUCCAGCGUCUUACACAACAUUCACGGCUUUAAACUGAAGAAUUUGCUACUGAUUCACGGAACAGCAGAUGCAAAAGUCCAUUUCCAGCAUUCGGCCGAAUUAAUCAAACAUUUGAUCAAGGUUGGAGUGAACCACACAAUGCAGGUGUAUCCAGACGAAGGUCACAUUAUCUCAGCUGAGAAGAGUCGAUUCCAUCUAUACAGCAAUCUGGUCCGUUUUUUUGGUGAUUGCUCACAAAGUGAAGUGAUUGCUAUACCACAGGAACUGGAAGAAGAUGAGUGAAAUAGUGAUGAGAUAUCUGGACUCAGUGAUUGUCUCUAAGCAGUACUAUUGGAAGGCUUGGGACCAGCAGCACACAUCGGAUAAGACAUCAACCCGAGGACUAAACUUUCUACCUUGUGGAGAUGUACAAAGAAACCUAGUUUUCUUAAUAUUAGUGUACUGCAUGUUUCCUUUUCUUUAUUCAUUAAGAAGACAAACUACAAUUUCUAUUUCUGUAACACCUUGGAAGGCAAUGUCCGGUUUCUGGCCAGAGGGACAUUUCCCCCGGUUGCCACCAUCAUUUUAAACGGAAACAAGUGCAAUUUCUUCACUGCCCUUAGUGAGAAACUCCGUUAUCAAAGAACUCACUAUUUUUAUUGUUUCUUUAAAAAAAAUAGACAAAUCUUGUUCAGUUGGCUGUUUUACAUAAAUCUUAUCGAUGAGCGUUUUUUCAAA